AUGAAUAAAAAAACUAUUAAAAAUUUUAAUAAUUAACAACCUUUUGGAAUGCAUUUUUAGCAACCGAAUUUCCAUCAAGCAUAAGAAGGUAUAGGGAAUUUAAAUGCUUUUUACAAUAAUGAAUAAUUGUUUGGUUUAAGUCCAGUUUAACAAUAAAAUAUCCCUUAAAAAGCAUAAAAUCCUUAAAAACAAUCUUCGAAUAAAAUAAAAUCUUAAGCAUAAAAACCUUUAAUUGUAAAAAACUAAUAAACUACUCAAUAAAUAAAAUAACCUGUAAUACAAGCAUAAUAAUAAACCUAUAAUAUCAUACAAAAUCAACCUAUUAAUAAUUAAAAAUUUGUUAAAAACCCAAUAUAAAACAAUAAUUUAUUCACAUUUAAAGUAUUCGAAAACGAGAACUAAAAACUUUUAGAUUAAAAUAAAUUAUUGUAUUAAAAACAACCCAAAGAAUUCUAAUCAAAAUAUCCUUUUAAUUCUUAAGAAAAUUAAUAAUUUUGGUCAAUAAUAUUAAAUUCAAUAUAAUGCCCAAUUAACGUAUUUUUUAACUUCACUAAAUAAAAAUUAAAUGAAUACGAAAACACAUUCAAUUAAAUUCCCGAAAAUUAAAAAUUCACAGAUCCAUAAUUUAAGCCUUCUAUAGAAGUCUUAAAUAAUAAACCUGGUCAAUUUUAAUUUAAGCGAGCUUCUGAAAUAUACGAAUAAUUUGACAUUUUCGAUUUAAGUAUUGAACCUAAUUAAAUUCAAUAAGGAAUUCUAGGAGAUUGCUAUUUGAUUUCUUCUAUAAUAUCGUUAUCUGAAAAACCUGAAAUGUGCAUAAAAUUAUUCAUAAAUAAAAAUAAAAAUAAUAAAGCAAUAUAUGGACUUUGGAUUUGUGAAAGUGGAGAAUGGACUUAAAUAAUUAUCGAUGAUUUUCUAGUCUGUUAAAAUAAUUCUCCAUGUUUCGCAAAAUCCAUCAGGAAUGGAAUCUGGGUACAAUUAUUAGAAAAAGCCUACGCUAAAUGUUAUGGAGGAUAUUAAAAAAUAGAAGUAGGAUAUUCUUGUGAUAGUUUAAAGGAUUUAACAGGUUGUCCAACUGAAUAUAUAGACAUUAAAAACUAAAAAUUUGAAAAUGCCUUUAUUUAGAUGAAAAAUGUACUCAAAAAGGGCUUUAUUUUAACUGUUAGUUCGAAAAUAGAAGCUUAGGAUUUAAUUUCAAAGCAUUCUUAUACUAUUUUUGAUUUAAAGGAAGUAUUGAAUAAAUAAGGGAAAAUGGUUAAAAUGUUGAAAAUAAAAAAUCCUUUAGGGUUUGGGUUUUAAUAGAAUAAUACAUAAUAAAAUGAUGAAAUUUUAGAGUAGAAUCUAGGAGAACCAACUAAUUAAAAAAAUGGGAUUUGGUGGAUGUCUGAAAAAGACUUUUUGGGUAAUUUCGAAGUAGUUACUUCUUGUAAAAUACAUGAAGGAUAUUGUUAUAGUUCAUUUAAAGUUUAGAAUAAAAGCUUUGAGUUUAUUAGAAUUAUUAAUAUAAAAGAAGGUAAUCAUUGUUACUUUUCGAUACACUAAAAACACGAAAAGUACUUUAAAUAAGAUUUAAAAGAUAAUAAUUAUUAUUAUAAAACGGCAAAAAUUAUAGUCUGUGAAAUUUCAAAUGGAAAAAUUAUAGAUGUAAAAGGAGGUUCCUUUUCUAAUAAAUAGAGUACUUUUUUUGAAUUCGAAAAUAUGAAAAAAGGAGACUUUUUAGUAUUUGUAGAAGUUGAUAAAAUAUAAGGAGAUUUCGUAUUUUCUUAAUAUUGUUAAUUUCCAGUUUCUGUUUAGAAUGAUUUUUAGUUAAAUGUGAGUGCUGGAAAUCUUAUUUAAAUAAUUUUUUAGGAAUACAUUAGUAAAAUUAAUAGUAGCUAAGAGUGGAAUAGUGUAAUUUAUGAUGAAAAAAAUGGAAAUGGAAAAGUUAUUAGAGAUUUCGGAAGUUUAUUUGGAUUUUCUUUUAUUAGUUAUAGAAAUUAAAGCUCUUAAAUUUUUAACGAAGAUAUUAAUAUUAUAAGUAACGAAAAUAUAGAUUUAUAUGAUUUUGAUAAAAAAAACUAAUAAAACAAAAAGCUAGUUAAACUUAAUCCUAAUGAAUAAUAAGUUGUGUUAUUUAGAAUUUUAGAAAAAAAUAAUUGCUCACAUGCUUUAAAGUUUAAAGGUACAUAUUGGUUUGGAAACUCAAAUAAUGUUAUUAAACCAGUAAUUAAAGGCUAAAGUAAUGUCAAAUAAAUAAGUUAAUAAAAACGAUGA
Messenger RNA from Ichthyophthirius multifiliis, 2250 nucleotides. RefSeq lists its product as hypothetical. Gene Ontology annotation, molecular function: calcium-dependent cysteine-type endopeptidase activity. Lineage: Eukaryota; Ciliophora; Oligohymenophorea; Hymenostomatida. Gene Ontology annotation, biological process: proteolysis. The transcript has 2 exons. The record is from RefSeq and is a predicted model, not a curated record. Gene Ontology annotation, cellular component: cytoplasm.